Phyllopteryx taeniolatus (common seadragon) is the source of this 1880-nucleotide messenger RNA. Its product is annotated as vimentin A2-like. Gene Ontology annotation, molecular function: structural constituent of cytoskeleton. NCBI's taxonomy places the organism in Eukaryota, Metazoa, Chordata, Actinopteri, Syngnathiformes, Syngnathidae. The coding region runs from base 16 to 1500 and encodes 494 amino acids. The transcript has 8 exons. Gene Ontology annotation, biological process: intermediate filament organization. The record is from RefSeq and is a predicted model, not a curated record. Gene Ontology annotation, cellular component: intermediate filament; axon; cytoplasm.
GGCGCGAGUGCGGCGAUGCUGUUGGGACGCGCGUGCACCGGCAUGUCUACUUUCAGAACAGCAGCUCCUCACUCCUCCUACAGGAAGAUGUUCGGCGGAGAUAGAACCGCGGUGAGAAGCAGCUACACCAGCCGCCAGUACUCCGCUCCCGUGCGCACUACUCGGGUGUUGUCCUUCGGGGCACCCGGCGGCGGCGGCGGCGGCGGGAUUUACGCCACCAAGACGCAGCGUCUGCGCAGUAGCAGCGCGGCGAUGCCCCGGCUCUCCUCGGGGCAGCUGGACUUCACGCUGUCCGACGCCAUCAACAGCGAGUUCAUCGCCAACCGCACCAGCGAGAAGGCGCAGAUGCAGUCGCUCAACGACCGCUUCGCCAGCUACAUCGAGAAGGUGCGCUUCCUGGAGCAGCAGAACAAGAUCCUGCUGGCCGAGCUGGAGCAGCUCCGCGGCAAGGGCACGUCCCGAGUCGGCGACCUGUACGAGGACCAGAUGCGGGAGCUGAGGCGCCAGGUGGACCAGCUGAGCAACGAGAAGGCCCGAGUGGAGGUGCACCGGGACAACCUGGCCGACGACAUCGGGAGGCUCGGAGAAAAGUUGCAGGAUGAACUGUCCCUGAGGGAAGAGGCAGAGGCAAACUUGCAAAGCUUCCGACAGGAUGUGGACAACGCUGCCCUCAGCAGACUGGACCUGGAGAGGAAGGUGGAGUCCCUUCAGGAGGAAAUCGACUUCCUCAAGAAGCUGCAUGAUGAGGAAAUGCUGGAGCUGCAGAAUCAAAUCCAGAUGCAGCAGCAUGUGCAGGUGGACAUGGACGUGGCCAAGCCAGACUUGACGGCCGCUCUGAGGGAUGUCCGCCUGCAGUACGAAAACCUGGCUUCCAAAAACAUCCAGGAGUCUGAGGAUUGGUACAAGUCCAAGUUUGCCGACCUUACCGAAGCGGCCGCCCGCAACAAUGAAGCUCUAAGGCUGGCCAAGCAAGACGCCAACGACUACAGGCGGCAGGUUCAGGCCCUCACCUGUGAGGUGGAUGCCCUCAAAGGAACUAACGAGUCGAUGGAGCGGCAGAUGCGAGAGAUGGAGGACAAUUUCUCCAUGGAGACGUCCGGCUAUCAGGAAAGGGUCGCCCGCCUGGAGGACGACAUUCACAACAUGAAGGAUGAGAUGGCUCGCCACCUGCGGGAGUACCAGGACCUCCUCAACGUCAAGAUGGCCUUGGACAUUGAGAUCGCCACCUACAGGAAGCUGCUGGAAGGAGAGGAGAGCAGAAUCUCGACCCCAAUGCCGAACUUCUCCUCUCUCAACCUAAGAGGUAGGUUUACUUUUACACAUUUUUACACCGUUAAUGCGGCUUUGAUGAUUAACAUUGCAAUCGUUCCAGAAACCAUGAUCGAUUACAAACCUCACAUGGAAACCGCAACCACCAAGAAGGUUCUCAUCAAGACCAUCGAGACUAGAGACGGUCAGGUGAUCAACGAGUCGACCCAAAACCACGAUGACAUGGAGUAAUAACAAAACAAAACACACAAGCAAUACGAAGAUGAUCACUGGGUCUACAUUCAAUGACACACAGCUUCGAAAAGUGCCUUAUAUAUACACGUCAAGAUUUGCUAAGCUAGUUAGUUUGAAACACAAUGCCAUUUCUGUUAUUUUUGUCAAAGACCACAAUUAACAAUAAAAACAGUGCUACUGUACACACACAGUCGAUACAAAACACCUUACUUUUAGUCAACUUUUUGAUAGAUUCAGCAUGCACACGACCGAAUGCUAAACAGGUCACCAUAGCCCUGUAUGCAGCAAUAAACUAAUGAGACUGUAAGCUAGGUGUGAUGCUUUUGUGGUGUACUCUCAUUGUCAAAUGCUAAUAAUAAAUGAACGAGUUUUCCUAA